GUAUGGUAGGAAAUUCAUCGAAUGGGACUCUAAUUAUCCUCAAAAAAAGAAAAAGAAAAUGGGACUCUAUUCGUAGGAGGAGAAGUAUAUAAAAGAAGAAGUAUAUAAAAGAUAAUAGUGGUGUGAGGAAACAAGUCUCGGGAGAGAUAGCCAGAGGGUAUAGAGCUUGCCAGAUUGCCAGAGAGGCGCAACAGAUAGUGGUGUGAGGAAACAAAGCCUCGAGAGAGAUACCAGAGGGUUUAGAGAUCGACAUGGCCGAGUCGCGCAUCCCUGUUAUUGGUGAGGGAGAGAGAACAUUGAAGAAUCUUCAAUUAUCCAAGAAACUCACAGUUUCCGAAGGGACGACUGUACUAGAUGUCUGUAAAAGAAUGGCGGCCAUAUGUGUAGAUGCUGUUCUGGUGAAUGAUACUAAUAAUUUGGUUUCAGGAAUCGUCACUGAUAAGGACAUUAUGACUAGGGUUGUAGCAAAGCAAUUGAAACCCGACCGGACAUUAAUUUCAGAAGUUAUGACAAGAGACCGAUCUAUUGUGAGCUCAAGUGCUCCGAUUAUUGAAGCUUUGCAGAUAACGGUCAUAGGGAAUUGUAGGCAUCUUCCGGUUUUUGAGAGCGAUCAAAUCAUAGCCCUGUUAGAUAUUACUAGUUGCCUUGAUGAUACCAUAUUAAGUAUAGAGAAAUAUGUCAAGAAGAAAAGUGUUAUGACAGCAAGAGUGUAUGAACAAGGACAUGAACAUCGAUAUGGAAACGACUUACCUGAAAUAGCAGCUUUCGAGGGCAUUCGUGACCGCUUGUUCAGAUCUUCUAUAUCUACUAUUAUUUUGGAGCCUUAUAGGGUUGCAACUGUAUCACCUUCAGACACAGUUUAUGUUGCUGCUAAAAAAAUGCGGGAUUCAUGGGUCAAUUAUGUUCUUAUUAUGACAGGAAACAACAUUCGCGGGAUACUCACUUCAAAAGAUAUUCUUAUGCGCGUUGUGGCCCAGAACCUCUCUCCUGAGGUUACUCUAGUGGAGAAGGUUAUGACACCCGACCCUAAAUGCACAACACUAGAUACAACUAUUCUUGAAGUACUGUACAUAAUGCGUGAUGGGAAAUUUGCACCUCUUCCUGUUGUUGACAAAGAUGGAAAUGUUGCAGCUUGUGUUGAUGUUUUGCAGAUAACUAAGAGAGUAAUUUAUGAGCUCGAGAAUAUCUUAGUUGCAUCUACUGAGGCUGCGAUUACGGUGAUGGAAACGCUUAUGGAUUCAAAACUUAUAUUGAAGCCCUCUGAUGAUGGUGACACUCAAAGUAAGAUGACAUUUUUUUUCAAACUCGAAGACCAUAAAGGAUGUGUGCACAGAUUUAAUUUGGUCACAGAUAAUUUGGCUAAACUUGCUUCUGCUGUUAUGCAACGGGCGGGUGUAUAUGAUGAUCAAAAGGGCUUUCAACUUUUGUAUGAAGAUGAUGAAGGUGACAAAAUUGUGCUGACAACGGAUGGAGAUUUGGUUGCUGCUGUUUCCCAAGCAAAAUCUAUGGGUCAUAAGGUCUUGAGGAUACAUUUGCAGUACUAUGAUUCGAGACAGGAAAUGAAGGAGCUGUCAUCCACCACCAUGACUACAAUAGAGCGGAGUGAAGAAACGAAGGUGCUGUCAUCUGCCACUCUGACUACAGCAGAGCGGAGUGGUUGGGCCAUACUUACAGUAGUUGUCGUCGUUGGGUUCUUAGCUAUCUACUUAUUUUUCAAGCUGAGUUGAGCUAAGGCAAUAAAGUGGCCUAUAUGAUUCGAGUCAAGAAACAGCCCAUGUAACCCUCCAGUGAUUAAAUUAUAAGAGUAAAGGCUAUUCAGUUUCAG
Molecule: messenger RNA, 1825 nt
Organism: Salvia miltiorrhiza (redroot sage)
Lineage: Eukaryota; Viridiplantae; Streptophyta; Magnoliopsida; Lamiales; Lamiaceae
Product: CBS domain-containing protein CBSCBSPB3-like
Exons: 14
Coding region: 252-1727 (491 amino acids)
Molecular function (GO): protein binding
Source: RefSeq, a predicted model, not a curated record